This is a messenger RNA of Prorocentrum cordatum, 803 nucleotides long. NCBI's taxonomy places the organism in Eukaryota, Dinophyceae, Prorocentrales, Prorocentraceae. The record is from the annotation of a GenBank genome assembly.
AUUGGUCUGAAUGUUUAGCUCAGUUCGAGGCGCGCGGCGACCAGGCAGCUCUGGACAGGGGCUACGCUAGGUUUUGCAAGCUUUUCGAGGAUGAGAUGAUAGGUAUCCAUGGCGUUGACAAUAGUGAUGCGCACAAGUAUCGCGGUCGGGCCAAAGGAAUGAAGACCAACAUCGAUCCAGCUGUUUCAGUCUCGGGCGGUGCAUACCCUGUGUCUUCGGCCAAAGGGAGAGCUUGGAGGAAGUGGUCCAUCCACAUUCAGGAGCUUAGCUAUCUCGUCAAGAAAGGAGUGCCUUUGGACCGACCAGAUACCAGAUCAGUUUUUUUCUCCAUGUGCUACAAGGGCCUGCAGCGCUCCGUGCCGACCCUUUUUUGGCAAGAGUGCGCAGUCUCCGAGACGGACCUGUUUUGCCUCGACUUCUGUGGCCUCGUGCAGUUGUGCGCCAAGGGGCCCAUGGGGCGCAUCGACGACCUCAUGGAAGAGUGGGCUAGGAUAUGGAGCCCCAAGCCCAGCAUGAAGGACCUCCCUGAUCCCAUCAGCCUCCUCACCGAGAAGAUCUCCGAGUCCUCCGAGGAGCCCAUGGUCUUGGCCACGCCCGAUCAGAUCCGAAAGUGCUCCAGGAAGUUCAAGGCCAGGACGGCGAUAGGCGCUGAUAGGACACACCCCAGGGAUUUCGAGAUCCUCAGCGACGGGGCCCUGGAGUGCGUGGCUGCUCUCUGGUUUUGGAUGGAGUCUCUUGGCAAGCCCCCCGAGGUCCUGGCCACGAUUAUCAUAGCCAUGAUCCCAAAGGACGAGGAAGGUGGA